AUGACGACGCCUAUACACUCUCCUCGUCCAAGUUCUUUCGCUUCUUCACGGAAUAUUUUAUCCCCGGCUCUUCAGCACAACGACCUGAGAGAUGACGCUCUCUGGGAAAAGAUCCAUCGCAUUUUGGCAUUUCGAAAGAAUGUCGCUCAUAUGGUGAAUCGGAGGGAUUCUAUCAGUACCAAGCCCAGAACCAGAGAGCCUCCCACCACCAGGCCCAUCAGCCACACACCAAUCAACCACACGCCAAUCAAUCACACGCCUAUCAACUACACACCAAUCAAAUCCAUGCCUAUCAACCCCAUGUCUAUCAACCAUACACCUAUCAACUACACACCAAUCAACCCCAUGCCUAUCAACCAUACACCUAUCAACCAUACACCUAUCAACCAUACACCUAUCAACCAUACACCUAUCAACCAUACACCUAUCAACCGCACGCCCAUCGACAUUGUCAGUGAUGGUGUCAGUGACGAAAAUGAUUUUCUUGACAAUGUUAUUUUCUUGGUAAAUGAUGACUCGACUAGCUACCAUGACUAUCGUCAUAGUACGAUUAAGCCCAGGAAUUCUGGCUUUUCAGAUGAUAGAGUCUUGAGCGAAAGUGUCACGCUAGCGGACCGCUCUAGCGGAUCAGCGAAUGACGCUGGAUAUAGCGCUAGCGCUUCUAUCGACGAUGAAUCAUCAAAAUGUAAGUCGGACCCAGGUGUGAAGCCCUUACCGAGAAGCGCCCAUACCCCUGGGCUCUGCUGGGUGUGUCGCCGCCCAUUUCAGCUUUCUACUGAGUUCCAAGACAAUUGGAAGUGCUUCCAUCAACCCGUUGUCAGCAACGACAGUGAACUUCCGCCACCGAAGAGGUUUACCGCAGAGGAUCAGCCCGCCAUGCAUGCUUGCUGUUGGGAAAUCACUUGCAAGGUCUUUGAGUGUUCAAGUCUGAACAUGGCUCGUCGCGAAGAUUUGAUCCGCUGUCUCUAUUACAUGAGCAACUUUGCUGAAAUCACUCCUUUUGACUCCGAGACUAAUGCUCUUGAUUUGGAGCUAUUCACUGAUCCAGACUCUGUACCUUCUCCACCGGAAGAAGAGAAUUCUCAACUUGAAGUUCUUCUUUCUGAAGUUCUAGGAUUGCUCCAUGAAAAAGAUGGCCCAAUUGGAAUCGAUAAGCUACAGAAAAUCGACCCAUGCUUAGCGCAGUGGAUGAAAAUGGCAAAUUCGUAUUCUAUCAGGAUGAGCCGGUGUCCAAAUGUGAGACUUCUCUUGCAACGCGUGGUGAAAAAUCUCAGGCAAAGUGAUGCCUCUCGAUUUCCGAAGGCAUACAACUUCCGCGUGGCAUGGUACAAUGUCCAAGGGGUGAUUGAUGCCAUGGAAAACAUACCUCAGCCUAGGAUGAUCUUGCUCGAUUCUCGAAUGAAGGGUCGGGGACAAUACGCCAGAUAG
Molecule: messenger RNA, 1428 nt
Organism: Penicillium salamii
Lineage: Eukaryota; Fungi; Ascomycota; Eurotiomycetes; Eurotiales; Aspergillaceae
Source: the annotation of a GenBank genome assembly